Messenger RNA from Podarcis muralis (Common wall lizard), 3511 nucleotides. The record is from RefSeq and is a predicted model, not a curated record. Lineage: Eukaryota; Metazoa; Chordata; Lepidosauria; Squamata; Lacertidae.
CCCACCCGCCCUUUAGGUUGAGGUCCUGAACGCCUGCAGCGGGACUCAGGCGUCGCUUUUAUUCCUGUCUCCUGGUACUGAACACAACAAAGCGGCGGCGGGAGGGCAGAUACCUAUAUGUGCGUGUGCUGUGUAUUAUUGCUGUAGCGACGUCCUGUUAUGUGCUAUUUAUAGACAUUUAUAGACACUAGCAGGGCGAAGCCGGGGAAGUGAGCAAGCAAGGAGACUACGUUUCCCAGAGUGCACUGCCGCAAGAAGCGCCUCACCUCGCCUGCGCAGUAUUCGGGUUGCAGCUCCGGCGGCCUGCAGGGAGCGUUGUAUCCUGAAGGUUGACAUUGCUGUGAAUGUGGACAGGGCAGGCUAUGUGAGCGCCCCCUCCUCCUCCUCCUCCGCAGGCUAUGAUAGUAUUUGUCAGGUUCAACUCCAGCCAUGGUUUCCCAGUGGAGGUUGAUUCAGACACCAGCAUCUUCCAGCUCAAGGAGGUGGUUGCUAAGCGACAGGGAGUUCCAGCUGACCAGUUGCAUGUGAUUUUUGCAGGGAAGGAGCUCAGGAAUGACUUGACACUGCAGAGCUGUGACCUGCCCCAGCAGAGUAUCGUUCAUAUUGUUCAGAAUCCACAGAAAAAGGAUGAAGAGGUUGAGACGGAAAGCAAAAAUGUCUCUGGCAUUCUAACAAGCAGUGGAGGAGAAGCUGAAAGCCUCACUCGGGUGGAUCUCAAUACCAACCUGCUGCCUUCUCAUUCAGCUGGCCUUGCUGUGAUUUUAGACACUGUGGAUGACGGCAGCUCCCCUCUAUCUGGCAAUUCUGGUGCUGCUAACUACAACAGGUUUUAUGUUUUCUGCAAAAGUUUCUGCCAAGCUGUGAAACCUGGAAAGCUUCGGGUCCGCUGCAAAACUUGCAAACAAGGGACACUGACUCUGGCAAGGGGUCCAUCUUGCUGGGAAGAUGUUCUGAUUCCAAACAGAAUAGCUGGUAUUUGCCAGUCAAGAAACUGCAGUGGAGACGUAGCGGAAUUCUACUUUAAAUGUGGAGCACACCCAACCUCUGACAGUGAGACAUCUGUGGCACUGAACCUCAUUACAACAAAUAGUCGGUGCAUAUCAUGUAUAACCUGUACAGAUGUUCGGAGCCCCGUGUUGGUAUUCCAGUGCAUACAUCGCCAUGUCAUUUGCCUGGACUGUUUUCAUUUAUACUGUGUCACUAUGCUGAACAAUCGCCAGUUUAUCCAUGACCCUGACCUUGGCUACUCCCUCCCAUGUGUGGCUGGCUGUCCAGAUUCCUUGAUUAAAGAGCUGCAUCACUUCAGAAUUCUGGGCGAGGAGCAGUACAACCGUUACCAGUGCUAUGGUGCAGAAGAGUGUGUUCUGCAGAUGGGUGGCGUCCUAUGUCCUACCCCAGGAUGUGGAGCCGGUCUGCUUCCUGAAACAGAAGUCAGAAAGAUAGUUUGUGAGCCAAGCAAUGGAAUGGGCUGUGGGGGAUAUGGAGUUGAUGAGCACGCAGCCCUACAGGCUCGAUGGGAAGAGGCAUCCAAAGAAACAAUCAAAAGAACAACAAAGCCAUGCCCUAAGUGUCAUGUUCCAGUGGAAAAGGAUGGUGGAUGCAUGCAUAUGAAGUGUCCUCGGCCUCAGUGCAGAUUUGAGUGGUGUUGGAACUGUAGCCUAGAGUGGAACAGGACUUGCAUGGGCGAUCAUUGGUUUGACUGAUCACCAAACAACACUGCAAAAAACAGCACAUAUGACAAUAUGCUGGUACUCAAGAAUGUAGACCCACAAGCACAGCUCCUUCUACCAGGGUCAAAUCCUGAACUCCUUGCUCAGGGAAUGAAUUCCUCAUUAGCCCCAGAUUAAGGAAUUCACUUAAUAAAAACACCUAUUUAUUAGCUCAGAUAUGUAGGUAAAUGAACAAUUGUUUGUUCAGAUGGCCCUUAUGCUUCCUAAAUUCAUGAUGACACGUAAAAGUUAGAGGGCUCAUGCUUUCAUUUGUUCUGGUACAUUACCCCUUGUUCCACCAACACCCCCUAGUGGUGUUCCUCCUUUGGGGAAAUGGGUAGUGUUACCAGUGUCAGUUUAUCUCUUUAAUGGGUUUGUUCUUUGAUCUAAGACUGGAUCACUUUAAGUAUUUUAUUGGCCACAGUUGAUAAAGACUUAUGCCUUAUGGGGAGCAUGAUUUCCUAUAACAUCUGCAUUUUCAGCAUACGCUAUGAUAAGUCACCUAAUACUGUAUAUUAAUUCCACUUUCAUACAUCUGUUAAAGUCAUGUGGCAUUGAUAAUUUCCACCUCAGGUGUUCUGCUUGGCAAACAGUAGUUAGACAGACAGUGUUACAUGAGCAAUAUUUGGAAUUGUAAUUCAUUUUCUGACAGGCCUCCAUGGAAGUUAAGCUCAUGUUUUAAAACAUUGUGUUUUAAACAUGUAUGUGCAGUCAAAAUCCACUUUUGCUGUCUUGCUCAUGGAAUGUUCCUUUUUUUUAAUCUGACAGAGGCAUGUGCUGAUAAGGAGGUGGGCAAAUGAUUUCCUACAAAUUCCCUUGUCUGCUGCAGCCCCCUCUGUCCCAGGGGAUUGGGAGACCUUCCAGAAUAGUAUGGAAGGUGACAUGAGGUCUGCAGUGGGAAAGGGGACCCCUCUUAGGUUAGCAGACACCUCUGCUGGAUCACAAGCCAUCCUAUGGGCAGCACAGCAUCUCUCACAUGGAUCUAGGCAGUUACUCCAUAAAUAUGUACUACAACUGCCAAGAACAACUUAGUGGUUGCUUUAAUCAAAGAUCUAUGCUUUUAAGUUACCAAAGUCUGAGUUUGUUUGGGCACAGUUUGGCUGAUCCAAGAAGGAAUUUGAUGCCUGCUGGAUACUAUGUGUUGGUGAUGAAUGAUGCCUAACAAUUUAAGAGUGGAACAAGACAGGAUGGCAGCAGACCCAUGUCUUCAUAUAUAGACUCCCACCGACUAGCUGCCAAGCAGGAUGGGGAUGAUUAAGAAAAGUGACAGGCAGGAGUUCCUAGCCAUUCCUCUACCUGUUGUUUUUCAGACCAUGACCCCUUCCCAAACCUCAGUUUCCUCCCUAGUUGGACUUAUUUCAAGUCUUGGACCCCAGUUAGGGGAGGGAAGUUUAGGAAAGGCAGGUUCAAAAAGAUUAAAUGUGGAAAUUAGCAAGCGCUUCUCCAUCAGGUUAAUGUGUUAACAUGAAUAGCUUCACACUGGCAAAUUCUGACAAAUGGAAGCCACUCUUUCAAGAAAUUGACUGCCAAAAAACAAAGAAAAGAAUGGGAAAGGAUUAGGGAAUAAGCUUCUGUAGAUGUCAUUAUCAGAGUCCAACACUACCUCUUCCUCAUAUCAGCGAAUCUACUUUUCACAGAAAUAAGAUGCACAAUCAAAGAAGUUUGCUCUCAUGCUGAAUCAAAUCAAUUCUCUUUGUGAUGUCUGGCUGAAUAAAUUCAGGAUAAGCAUAAAAAAAAAAAAUAAAGUUCAUAUGUUUACUUUUCCAGGUGUUCUCUGAACAUGUUAUUACAUCACUUUUUCA